CUCGCUUGCUCGAUACCCCUGCUUUUCCUUAGGCGGGACGCUGGUCCUAGGUAAGCUGCAUCCUCCACAACCUCGCUGACUUUGCAUCCACGCAAUGGUGUAAAAGUGACGGCUCGGUCGACUUGAGGUCAUCCCGCGAAUGAAUGGGAAACAUGGUAGUAUGGCUCAAAGCGAUGAAGAGUCCCCUCUCUUUUCUGGUGGGUACCAUGAGUCGAGCGACUGCGUGAACGGUGCGUUGGAGACCUGGGCGACAAUCGAGGCCCGUUCCUUCCUAGCUCCGAGUGGUCCACAAAGUAGAAGAAUAAUCCGCGAACUUGCCCUUGCCGCGAUCAAAUCGUCAAAGCUAUCAGGUAUCGCGGAUCGGGCCUUUGCACGUGCUAGUGCGAGCUUGUCAGGUGCCGCUGAGAGUGGGAGCUCGUCAAAGGCCUCGCAGCAAUCGCAGUCCGGUGGUACACAGUGUACUCUUGGAUCGUGUCACAUGUCCAUUCGCAGACACUGCUCCGCAACAGUUGCUUCUAGACUUGUCAUAUUGGCUUUUGGCGUGUUGCUGGGUACCAUGCACCGAAAUGGAAUGGUUCGACGAGAGGCGGCGUCGCGCUCCCACUCAUUGCGCCUGCACCUAGGGUUGCAAAGCUUAACCACGAACGUGUCGGUACUAGACAUGUUAUUGUAUCAAUUUUGCGCAGUUGGGUUUCCGGCAGCUGUGCAUUGUGGAGGGGCUGGCGAGACGCCUAAUCGGAAAGACCCUGGAAACCGCCCGAUGGUGCCUGUCGGUAGUCGGUCGUCUACAGUGCGUGUUCACAAAGCACCAAGUAUUCCCGCCGAGGUUAUGCACCUCUUCUUGCGAACACACCUUAGGUUCGGAGAAGAUGGCGCAUGCAAAUGCCAAAAUAACAAGUCGAUGUAUUUGGGUGCCAUGGAAGUCUUGAAAGGGGUGCUACGCUUCUGA
Messenger RNA from Paraphaeosphaeria sporulosa, 949 nucleotides. RefSeq lists its product as uncharacterized. Bases 140 to 949 code for a protein of 269 amino acids. The record is from RefSeq and is a predicted model, not a curated record. NCBI's taxonomy places the organism in Eukaryota, Fungi, Ascomycota, Dothideomycetes, Pleosporales, Didymosphaeriaceae. The transcript is spliced from 4 exons.